CACCCCUUUCCCUUCACUUUCUAGAACAGCCCACAGAUCCUCAUUGGUUAUUUACUGACUUUGGGGUAUUUGUUCGUGCCUUAUAUUUUGAGAUCUUUUAUGUGCUGGACAUUGAGAGAAGCUGAUUAUAAAAGCAGGUUCUGAAAACAUUACCAUGGUGUUUCUGGGGCUCCUUUGGCUUGUUGCAGCAGUGGUUCACAUCUGCAGCGCAGAACCACAGCCACUAAAAGUGACCACUAUUAAGCAAGAACCAUACACAAUGUCAAAAGGCUCAGAGUUUGAAGGCUUCUGUAUGGACUUGCUAUCUGCACUGGCGGAGAAACUGAGCUUCAAGUACAAUGUCCGCCUUGUGAAAGAUGGAAAAUACGGCCAGAAGGAUGAACGUGGAAAUUGGGCUGGGAUGAUUGGAGAGGUUGUGAGAGGGGAAGCAGAUCUGGCUAUGGCUCCACUUACGCUCACAGCUGUUCGAGAGAUGGCAGUGGACAUGACCAAACCAUUCAUGCAGACAGGCAUUAGUUUUGUCAUGAGAAAGGACACUGGCUCAGAAGACUCGCAGUAUCUCAGCUUUUUAAAUCUCUUCUCUAGUGAGAUGUGGAUCAGCCUUAUAAUUGCUUAUCUGCUUACCUCCCUCUGUAUCUUUUUGGUGGCUCGUAUUAGCCCCUCUGAAUGGAGCCAGCCACAGACGGAGAAAAAUCACUUUACAGUCUCGCACAGCUUCUGGUACACUAUUGGGGCUUUAACACUUCAAGGCGCUGGACCACACCCCAAGUCCUUCUCAGGACGUGUGAUUACUGCCAUCUGGUGGUUGUUUUCAUUAGUUGUCUUGGCCUGCUAUUUUGCAAACCUCAGUAAUUGGAUGUACAUGGAUAACAAGCAACUCUCAAUUAAGAGCUUUGAAGACCUAGCGAACCAAAAUGUCAUUGAGUAUGGGACAAUCAAGGGCUCCUCCACUAUGGCUUUAUUUAAGAACUCCAACAAUCCUACCUACCGGCGCAUCUACGAAAACAUGGAAAGAAAACAGUCCUAUGCCGUGACAAUGGAAGAAGGCAUCCGUAUGUCUCAGGGAGGAAAAUAUGCCUUCAUUGGAGAGUCUGUGUCUCUUGACCUGGCUGUGGCACGUUACUGCAACCUAAUACGUGCUUCUGAGGUCAUUGGCAUGAGAGGCUACAGCAUUGCAGUUCCUUUGGGCUCUCCUAUGCUGAAAAACCUGAGUGUGGCCAUCCUCCAGUUGAGCGAAUCUGGAGAACUGGAUUAUCUGCUAAGUAAAUGGUGGGCAAGCAGCUGCAUGGAAGAAAACGCACAGGCCUCAUCUCUGAAGCCCAGCAGUUUGAAGGGAGUAUUCUUGCUUUUGGCUCUCGGCUUAGGGCUGGGACUUGUUCUGGCCAUCAUGGAGCUGACUGCCAAAUCACGAAACAUUGCUAAUGCAGAGCAGAAAUCCUGUUGUUCUGUCUUGACUACUGAACUUGGUAAGCGGUUUGGAAAAAGAGAGGAAGCUCAGGCAGAAAGCUCCGAGAAAUGCAAAGCUUAAAUCCACUCAACAUUGUUAGAAAUGCAUUUCUGUUCAUACAAUCAGCUUGUUUCGGCUUUCAAUUUAGAAAGGUUUAACUGCGUAUGGAAAACCACUUCCAUGACACCUUUUAUAAUUAACUUCACAGACUAUAAAAAGCACUUCUAUUCUUAUUGACUGGUUUUAGAUUAUAAGCGCUAAAGUUAUUUCUUCACACACUUAUAUUGGCCUAACAAUAAAUGUAGAAUACAUACAGUAAUGUCUAUUUAAACAUUCUAGUUAUUUUGUGUGGUUUUUUGUUUGUUUGUUUGUUUAUUUGUUCGUUUUUUUUCCAUAGUAGAUGUUAUCUGAAAAAAUAACAUUGUUUUAUAUGUAUUGGAAAUGAGAAAAGUGAAGGCAUGUAAUGAAUAUAAGAAUGUUUCAUGACUUCUUAUUGCUUUUAUACUAUUGAGUAAUAAAUGCAUGAUAAUAUAUUAA
Molecule: messenger RNA, 1984 nt
Organism: Tachysurus vachellii
Lineage: Eukaryota; Metazoa; Chordata; Actinopteri; Siluriformes; Bagridae
Exons: 10
Coding region: 155-1528 (457 amino acids)
Biological process (GO): modulation of chemical synaptic transmission; synaptic transmission, glutamatergic; monoatomic ion transport
Cellular component (GO): dendritic spine; AMPA glutamate receptor complex; plasma membrane
Molecular function (GO): transmitter-gated monoatomic ion channel activity involved in regulation of postsynaptic membrane potential; AMPA glutamate receptor activity
Source: RefSeq, a predicted model, not a curated record